GCAGUUGUGUGAACGCCGAUGAAGACACCAACAUCAUAUAUUUACGCUAUAUACAGCAUUAUUUCAUUUCUGAACCGCUGGUACGUUUGAAUGCGGAAUAGCACAUGGGUGACGACGUAUGCCAAUCUAGUUCCCUAGAACGUGCUCAUUCUUUGGCUGAUCUGGGCUGCUCCGUAUGUACUAACACUACUUGGCCAGGAACCGGGGACGAAACGUUGCGAACAGCUUCACUAGGCGCAUCUACUGUCACUGCUAUCAACACAAAACAAAUUUUCGGCACUUCUCUCUCGUCCUCGAAACUCUCGCCCAAUCCAUCAUGCGGCCUCUCUCGUUCUGGAAAUUCUUUGCGCAGUGCUGUUUUGUCAAGGCAACCUUCGUUUGAUUUUGGCGGAGAGGGAAAGUUAUCCUCCACUCAGGUGAAACAGCGGUUGAAAACGCAUCUACUUAACCGUCGGAGACGUGGCAACACUGCUGAUCGUUUGCGUCGAGGCGAUGACACCUGCUCAGAUUCGUCUGCUGCCUCUAUGGAUGCUCCUGGGCAACCAGCCGCGUACUGGCACAGCGCGGACUCUGCGAAUUCCAUCGACUUGGAUCCUGGUGACAAUGUUUCAGCAAUGAAAUUCCCCACGCAACAUCGCUCACUUGACCUGAGCCUUGUGCGUGACUCCACAGACUCCGUGCCCGUGUGCUGUGGUAAAUCGUUUGCCGAUCACGUGCCCCAUCUCUCCACACCACACUCGCAUGGUCCACCUCAUCUUUUGGGUCCCGCAGUUCUAAACGCUAUCGAACAGCUUACUGGUCGCGCUGAAUUGCAGUCCAUGCAGAGCACAUCUUCCAAGAGAUUUCCAUUUGACCAACCGCAUUCCGUUGACGACGAUCGGAGAGUUCAAUCCGAGUCUGAUCUAUGUGAGCUGUCACGCCUCGUUCGCUUCCUGUCACAUUAUAUUUCCAAUUAUCCAUCGGAAUUGCCCACCUCACAUCGAAGUAGGGCGCGUUCGCUGACUAGUCAGCAUCAUCUCGCAUUUAUGUGGAGUCACUUGCCGCCCGGGAGCCAUCUGCUUUCUCAACCGGUGACUGCACGGCCCACUGUUUUGGGACCUCUUAUGGAACCGCCACAUGUCACCGGUUCCGAUGACUCAUCACCUACUCAGAUGCUCCGCUCAAGGGACGAAGGUUCCAAUGACAAAACACCAUGCAUGGACCAGUCGAGCACAUUUCCUUUGCGAACGGCACCUCAUACUUCUGUCGGAACCCUUGGUGUCAAUGACUUCAGUAUCGAUAGCAUAACCGACGAACCGAUGAAGUCUACUUACGUGGAGCGACCCCCGAGUACCACCAGUCGAGACCCCGAAGCAGCCACCGCUGCAUCUUCGGCUCUGCCAAUGGUCACCCCUUCAACCGCCCUGCGAAGCACCACCCCCUGCUGCAUCGGAAGCGGUGGUGAAACCGCGAUGGAGUGGGAAAGCGCAUUAUACACCGCCAACUUCCAUCCCUCCUGCUCCUCUACGGGCCCUCCAUCUGAUGAGCCUUCCGUUUGCGGUGUUGUACCGCGUGUGUCGGAGUUCAAUGACAGCGUGCUGUCGUUCUGGUCCAGGCUGCCCACAGAAGACUGGACGGCUCAACACGAGACAUCCGCGCACACAUCCACUGACUUCAACAUUUUACCAACCGCUUUAGCCUUUGAUCCGGAAAUGUUGGGCCACGCCUGUUUGUGUCCUGGUGCCCUAGACGUGUCCAUCCACCCGGAGAGUCCCGAACGCGUGCGGCUUAUACUCGAGCGUCUUAUGGAUUCAUUCCUACAAAUUCCUCCCAGCCUCUCACUCGGACCCACGGAUCUUUUACGAGUGCUGCAAGCGGCAGUGGCUAUCGAAAGCCCUUCGUUGCAACAAGAAUUGAAUAAGCUCACUAACUUGGACCCUGUAGUGCUAAAUUUGCUUCUCUCCCGAAUUCCACUCAUAGGGUUUUGUCGUCUCUUACGGGCCCGGAUGGUCACAGAUGAUGAAUUGUGCAUUUUCCACUCUAGAAAAUAUGUUAACGUUCUUGAUUACGCGACGCAAGCCUACGUGUCUAGCACGGCGGCGGUCCCUGCAUGCACAAAACCACAAACGGCACUCUCUGGAUGGGCGGCGGUACGUGACUCGUCUCAAUAUCUCUGCAAACUGGGCUGCGGAGGCCUGGGUGUGGACUCGGACACCGUGUGGAACCCUGUCACCACGGCGUACGCUGCCCGUCUCGCCGUUGGACAGGUAUUGUGUCUCGCUCAGAAAGUCAUACGCAAUGAGAUCCGUAAUGGUAUUGCACUCAUUCGACCUCCAGGACACCAUGCUGAACCCGAUCAACCCAUGGGGUUCUGCUACUUCAAUUCUGUCAGUAUUGCCGCUCUGCACAUGCUCCGAAAUCCACGUGUGUCCAGAGUGCUCAUCUUCGAUUGGGACAUCCACCAUGGGAACGGAACCAAAUUAGCGACAUCCCAUCACCCGGGAUUGCUCUACAUUAGCAUUCAUCGACACGACGGAGGCACCUUUUUCCCCGGAACCGGUUUCGUCACCGAGCAAGCAUUCAGAACAACGGACUUUUCUCCUCUCGAUGAGAAUUCACGCGACAAAACCGGACGCACGCAGUUAAUCAACAUCGCUUGGGAAUGCCCCGCACCCACGUCUGAAAGCUUGAACACCCACAACAGCGAACUGAACGCAGGCGAUCGCCGUGAAUUAUGGCGCCGAUCUUACUUUCGAAGUAGACAGGCUGCACGUAUUGAUCCAAAACUGCCCGACGAUCCGCACUGUUCCCUUGAAGUUUCUGCAAGCUCAGUGUGUCCUCCUGCCGGAGUUUCUGAUACGGAGUUUUGCUGCUGUUCUUGUCAUGGCAACAGCGGUAGUGAUGGUGUCCGUGCUGCUGGAAGCACUGGAAGUAGCCGACAGUGUUCUUUUUGUCUUUCUCAUUCCGCACCCUCUUCAAAUUCGUCGAUCCCCUCGGAGCGAAGUGUUCAUGGCUUUACACCCGCCUAUGGCGCCACGCGUUCCACUUUCCCAUCAAGCGGUACGGAGGACUCUUCCCUCCCGCCCAAUUUCAUGCGUCCCCCUCUACUCGGGUUGGGUGAUGCGGAAUAUUUGGCCGCCAUGCGAUGUGUUGUUGUCCCAAUCGCGCACGAGUUCCGUCCAGAUGUAAUCCUCAUUUCCGCCGGCUUCGAUGCUGCGCACGGACACGGAGAGGCGCUGGGCGGAUAUAAUGUAUCACCGGGAUGGUACGCGUGGGCAACUCGUCAGUGUCUAUCACUGGCCGAUAGUCGUGUGGUACUCGCUCUGGAAGGCGGCUACAUUCCCACCGUCAUAAGCGAUUGCUUCAACGCGUGUUUGAAUUCCCUGCUUCUUCCAUGUCCUUCGGAACAAUGGGUCCCGUAUCUGGGCUCUCCAUGUGUCACUAGUUCGGAUUCCCCUUCUUGCCUUUCGAGUGCGCAUUUGGAUGUGUUACGAAGCGCCUCGGAUUGGAUUUCUCAUUCGGAACUUCAUCGUCGCCCACGUACAGAGGCAGUUGCCAACUUGCUGUCCACCAUCCGAUUCCACGCCAGCCGGGGAUGGCGAUGCAUGCAGGAUGUGUGCGAUGACAAUGUGGCUUUGUCAUUCAUGGAAGCGAUCCAACUGGAGCAAUACCGAUGUUGUUCCGCAACCACAACUUCACAGUUCUCUCACGCUGACUAUGAUUCCAAGGCCUGCCAAUCCCCAUUAACAGCCGGUUUCGCGCAGCUGCGAAUGGACCACAGCUGACAACCGGGAGACUUUCUUUUCUCUCCUGUACACAUUUCUACAAGUGAUCCCUCCACGCUGUUCCGUCCUCGCGCACAUGUUCAUGUCAAUCCCCAUAUAUAUUAAGCUCGCUAGUCGCCUAUUCCUUUAUUUCAUCAGAGUACCACUUUGUUUCCAAUCUCACUCAUAUAUGUAUUCCACCCGAUCGAAUCACCUUUUGUAUAUAUCUUAUUGCAUAUUCUAACUUUCUUAUCAUCCUACAUGAAUGAACUACUUCUCAUCUCUCUUUUGCCAGUGCUUUUCAUCCGGAUGCGUUCCUCCGCUUUUUUUCUACUAUUGCCUUGAUUUUAAACAUUGCCUUGUAUUCCAUUCUUCUUGUGUUUUCCGUGUACCAAGAAUGUGAUAUUUGUUCCCUAAUUUCCAUUUUGAUUAUCUCAUUUAUUUGUGGUUCUUUCUUCCUCAGAUUAUGCACUGUAUUCGAAUACCUUCGAUGAGAUCUUGGCUCUUUGCUUACGGUUUGCUCUUUUCCUCAUUCUCCUUUAUGCACAUGCUUUGUUCAGGUCAUUUAACCUGGCCCUUCGUGCGCCCCCUGUUUUUGUGACUCGCGUAGCGUUUUCCGAUGCUAAAAUCCCGGCGUACUUCUGUUUUCUACAUAAUUGUCAUCCUUUCCUCCCAUUAUUCCAUCUCAUGUUAUCUCCAGUAUUGAUAAUUUUUAGGACUAAUCCUUCAGAGCGUCUCUUACGGCUUUUUGAAGUCAAGGCCAAACUGCCAUCGUAUGGCACGUGUGUGAUAUGCGGUUGCAUAUUGAAACAUUUGUAUAAAUCGUUUUUCCCACCCUGACUCACUUCUUAGUUGGCUCCAUUCAUUCCUUUUGUCGGCUCAUAAUUCUCUGUAUGCUUUGCAAGUGGAACAUCUCCCGGUGUCUGCAGUGGUCGGAGGAAAUGCGCACCACUGCCGAAACGGCCGUCUGGUGCUUUUUCGGAUUAUUGUUUAGCCCAUCUAGCUUGUAUUCUAAUCGCAAUGAAUUGAAUAAACCUGCUCCUGCGUAGUCGACUC
This is a messenger RNA of Dicrocoelium dendriticum, 4799 nucleotides long. The record is from the annotation of a GenBank genome assembly. Lineage: Eukaryota; Metazoa; Platyhelminthes; Trematoda; Plagiorchiida; Dicrocoeliidae.